AUGACAAAUAAUUACCAACAACAAAAUGAUCAAGCAUUUAAUCCAAAUUAUGUACCAAACAGUUUAGAUAACAGGACACAGCAUAAUCCGGAUUAUAAUAACAAUCACCCUAAUGAUAAUCGAAUGUCUUACCAAAAUUCAAAUAACCAGAUGCAACAACCUUUUGAAUAUAAUGAUCAAGCAUUAAAUCCAAACAAAGCACCAUAUGGUUUUUAUCCAGAAAACAGGACACCGUAUAAUCCGGGUUAUAAUAACAAUCAGCAUUAUGAUAAUCAAAUGUCUUACCAAAAUCCAUAUAAUCAGAUGCAACAACCUCUUGAAUAUAAUAAUGCUGGAUUUUCUCAAAAUGAUCCAUCUUGUAAAGAAAAAGAUGAAAAAUCAACUUCAUCUUUCUGGGGUACUAUUUUUAGUACAAAAUUUUUAAUAUUUUCAUUAAUUGUUUUAAUAAUUAUAAUAAAUAAACUCGAACUAUCUAAUGAUAAUUAUGAGAUUAAAAAUUCUGAAGAUGGUUUAUUUAUGUUAGUGUUUAUUUUAAUAGUACUAAUAAUUCUAAUUUUAUUCAUAAAAUUAAUUAUAUAUUUAAUCUGUUAA
Messenger RNA from Hepatospora eriocheir, 591 nucleotides. The record is from the annotation of a GenBank genome assembly. Lineage: Eukaryota; Fungi; Microsporidia; Hepatosporidae.